Molecule: messenger RNA, 1167 nt
Organism: Aspergillus clavatus NRRL 1
Lineage: Eukaryota; Fungi; Ascomycota; Eurotiomycetes; Eurotiales; Aspergillaceae
Product: TauD/TfdA dioxygenase family protein
Exons: 3
Coding region: 1-1167 (388 amino acids)
Cellular component (GO): cytoplasm
Molecular function (GO): 2-oxoglutarate-dependent dioxygenase activity
Source: RefSeq, a predicted model, not a curated record
AUGGCUCCAGUUGCUAUAGAUCCCCGUAUUGUUGACGUCGCGGAGCCGAGAAAAGAGACUCUUCCUCUCCCCCCGGCCGCUCGUGAUAGACUCGAGAAGGCGGGGAUCGAUCUGUCGAGCGGAUAUCCGUAUCGUCCUGCCCGGCCUCUUUAUCUAGACGACGUUUACAACAUCCGGAACUACGAUCGUGAACACAUUGACCCAGGAACCCGCGCCGACCCAGAGAAAAAGGCGCUCCUGUCAGCAGCGAAGGAAGUGAUUCACCUUACCAAGCAUAUUGGAACCGAGAUCGUAGGCUUGCAACUCAAGGACCUGAAUGACAAACAGAAAGACGAGCUAGGGCUCCUGAUUGCAGAGAGAAGCGUAGUCUUCUUUCGGGACCAGGACCUCUCACCGCAGCAGCAGAAGGAACUGGGUGAGUGGUAUGGCGAGAUUGAAGUUCAUCCACAAGUACCGCAAGUACCGGGCGUCCCCGGUGUCACUGUCUUGUGGCCAGCGUUGGCGGCGGCAGAGAGAUCGGCAGCAUUUCGUCGACCUGGCGGAGCAGCGCACUGGCAUUCGGAUCUUGUCCAUGAGCGCCAGCCCCCUGGAGUGACCCAUCUUCACAAUGAUACUGUGCCCAGUAUCGGGGGUGACACGCUCUGGGCGAGCGGAUAUGCCGCUUAUGAGAAACUAUCCCCUGCUUUCCGUCAGAUCAUCGACGGCAAGACAGCGAUCUAUCGCUCUGCUCAUGCGUACUUGGACCGCGAUCAUCCAGAAGAAGGGCCGAGACAUGUGGAAAGGGAGCAUCCUCUAGUCCGGGUCCACCCUGCGACGGGAUGGAAGGCGCUCUGGGUGAACCGGGGCUACACGACUCAGAUUGUAGGCUUUGACAAGGCCGAGAGCGAUGUCAUUCUAGGGCAUUUGUUUGAUGUUUAUGAGAAGAACAUUGACAUCCAGCUCCGCUUCAAGUGGACACCCAGAACAAGCGCCUUGUGGGACAAUAGAAUCACCAUCCACAAUGCUAGCUGGGAUUACGAAGGACGCGAGCCUCGUCAUGGGACAAGGGUAACGUCACUGGCCGAGAAGCCCUUCUUUGAUUCGAAGGCACCAACAAGGAGAGAGAAGCUUGGUCUUCUGGGGCCGGAUGAGAUCGAAGAGUUGGCGAAUCACUUGGCCAGGCAGUAG